Mytilus californianus (California mussel) is the source of this 687-nucleotide messenger RNA. RefSeq lists its product as uncharacterized. The record is from RefSeq and is a predicted model, not a curated record. The coding region runs from base 1 to 687 and encodes 228 amino acids. NCBI's taxonomy places the organism in Eukaryota, Metazoa, Mollusca, Bivalvia, Mytilida, Mytilidae. The transcript is spliced from 4 exons.
AUGACUUACAAUUACCAGAAGUCCAUUACUAGUCUAGUAAUGGACAUCUGUUAUGACUUAUUUUUGGAUGGAAAACAAAGUAGUAGAAAGCUGGCAACAGAUGUGUUACAAAUAACAUUUCUUGGGUACACGGGAUUCCGAUUUCCGAUUGCCCACUUCCAAACAGAUGGAGUAAAAGCCUCUGAGCUGUAUAUCAUAAUUUGGUAUUUGAUUUCUCAAUUACAGUCGUUGGGGUUCAUAGUAGACUUUAUAAUGCAAGAUGGGGGACGACAAAACAGAGAGUUUACGAAGCUUCACUUUACCGAUACAGCUGAUAAGAUGCGCAAUCAUCUUGCUGAAAAAGUUCUCAACGAGGACAUGCUUCAGCUUAUGAAGUCAUAUCAGAACUCAUUAAUCAAUGGUGAUGUUUUAAACAGUGCCAUUGACUUACUUCAACAGACCAGCAAACUUAUAACGGCAUUAAGACAUCCUCAAAAUAUUUUCUGCCAACAAUGGGGAUUGUACAAUGGUAAUUCCACGAAUCCGAAUUAUCAUGUAUAUUGCAACACAAUGAACAGCGUAAUAUUAGGUCAGACCACUAAGUCAAGAGCCCGAAAAUCUAACGCAGGGUUACCUACUAAUGAUCCGUAUUCUUUUCAUGUUAAUGUACCUCUAUCAAAGAAAAAGAAAGUUCUAUGCCGAAUUUAG